GCGUGCAUGUGUGUGUGUGUGUGCGUGCAUGUGUGUGCGUGUGAGUGAAAGAGAAAAAGCGAGAGCCAAAAGAGCAAAAGAAAGUAUGCAUGCAUGAUUGUGCAGACAAAUGUGUGUCUUUGAGUGUGAGCCAACCUUGUUUGUAUGCUUGUGUUCGUAGGCAGUGUGUGUGUGUGUGUGUGUGUGUGUGUGUGUGUGUGUGUGUCCUGACAAAGGCUCCAUCCAGCCAGACUGCAGAGGGCUGCUUGUUCCCAGAGACCCUCGGAGCUCCAGGACACCCAGUCUCUCCGCUGCCUGCAGCCCAGACACAGCAGCCCCGACACGGACGCAGAGCCUCACCUGCCCCCCUCCUCCUCCUGGAGCUCCAACGCCUGUUUGGAUUACUAAUGGACGGGACCAACAGAGUCAAGUUUUAAAGUGGGGGACUUGAAAAGGAGUGUUGGGAGUUUCAAAACACAAGUCUGAGAAGAGAAGAAAAGAACUUCAUCUUAUCUGGACUACAAAAUUAAAAUUCAGCGUUUCUUCAUCAUUUGGAAACUUGAUGAAGAAACUUUUGACGACGCCUUUGUGAAACGUCUGCGAUCUUUUCCUGGAUUUUGUCAAAUUCCCCCGAACAAACUGUCCAGGAGCUCUGAAUUAAACCUGCAUCUUUUCAGCGACUUUUUCCAGCAUCAGGUCGGUCGUUUUGUUUGAUGGUAUUUGGACUUUUGGAAUUGUAUUGAAGCUCCGCACCAAAUUCUGCCCAAUCAUCUUAUCGUGAAGUCCUUUAAAGCUCCAAAGCAACCGAACCCGGAUCGGUUCUGACGCCUGAAGUCUUCGUCAUGGUCCCGUCUGUCGGCCUGUGGUUGUGUCUGAAUCUGCUGUUGACGGACGCCAAGAGCGUCGAGCAGCACGGCGGUCAGAGCGACGCCCUCCAACCCCUCUGGACCACCGAGCAGCUCCGGACCGGCGACGCCCCCAACCAGAGCCGUCCCCUCCCCGAGAUGCUGGAUCUGGACGUGGACCGGAUCCGCCGCCUGGCCCGCGGCGCCGACGAGGAGGAGCAGCAGUCCACCUUCAGCCAGUCCUUCGAGAACGACUCGGUGACGGCGCCGCAGGCCACCGAGUUCGCCAACGGGACACAAAUGGGAGCCGGCGGCACCGGCGAUGAUGUCAGCCUUCGUGGAAACGCCUCCAGCUCGGACCGCGACCCACCGGGACUCUUCAACCCCUUCUACCCGCUGACGGACGGAUCGUACGCGGCCUACGCCGUCCUCUUCCUGGCCGGCCUGGUGCUGGCCGUGGGCGUGGUGGGAAACAUGGCGGUCAUGUGUGUCGUCUGGAACAACUACUACAUGAGGUCCGCCUGGAACUACCUGCUGGCCAGCAUGGCAUUCUGGGACUUCCUGGUCCUGGUGCUCUGCCUCCCUGUGGUGGUCCUCAACCAGCUCUCCCAUAGGAGGAUCCUGGGCGACAUCACCUGCAGUAUGGUGCCUUAUAUGGAGGCCGUGUCUCUGGGCAUCACCUCCUUCACUCUGUGCGCUCUGGGCAUCGACCGUUUCCUCGCCGCCACCUCCUCCUCCUCCUCCUCCUCCUCCUCCUCCUCCCAGCUGAAGGCCCGGCGGGUGGAGCGCUGCGGCGCCGUGCUGCUGAAGCUGCUGCUGGUGUGGCUCGCCGCCCUGACGCUGUCCAGCCCCGAGGUCUUCCUGUGGCAGCCGAGCCGGGCCGUGUCCCCGUCCUCGGGCCGGCUGGUGGACUCCUGCAGCGUCACCCCGUCCUCGCCCCUGUCCCUCCACCUGCCCGACUCCCUGCACUCGCUGCUGCUCCGGUACCACCAGGGCCGGAUGUGGUGGUGCUUCGGCUGCUACUUCUGCCUGCCCAUCCUCUUCACCGUGCUCUGCCAAAUGGCCACCCGCAACGUCAACAGCGACUCUAGCUCCGCCCAGAAGCAGCGCGGCCACGACGACCGCUCCUCCAAUCAGAAGCGGCAGCAGCACCAGGCGGUGGAGCGGCAGCUGAACUGCACGCUGCUGGCGCUGGCCGUGGUGUACGGCGUCUGCGCGCUGCCAGAACACGUCUGCAACAUCACGCUGGCCUACACCAGCAUCAGCAUCUCCGAGGACACGGCCGCCACGCUGGCGCUGCUGCAUCACUUCCUGCUGUUCUUCAAGUCCUCGGUGACGCCGGUGCUGCUGCUGUGUCUGUGUAAGGCUCUCGGUCAGGCCUUCAUGGACUGCUGCUGCUGCUGCUGUCAGGAGUGUCAGCCAACCAGCGCCCAGGGAUCACCAAGCUCCGCCCAGGUCAAACUGAAGGCAGCCAAUGAGGCGUCCAUCUUCUUCGAUAAGGCUAAAGACACGUCGGCCAUCUUGUCCAUCACGAGCUAGAGCCACUGGUCCCUCUUUAUCCAUCAAUCCAUCUCCUCCUCCUCUUUUUUUACGGUUUCUCUUCCAUCAUUAGUUUUCGUUAACCCAACAGUUUCCUCUCUCCUCAACCGUCAUCUUUUCUUCCUCCUCCUCUUCCAGUUUCCAUUUGUAUGAUAUUCCUCUAUGGACACAGUGUUUCUCCCUCCAGCUUCCUGUCUGUGCAGGAAGUGAAGUUUAAUCUGUAGUGAUGGUAGAAAAGUUGCUGUUCUUGCACAACCAGCUGUUUCAGGACUCUUCCCUCCGACGUUGAUGUGAAGCUCACGGAUGUUUCAGACGCCGAGGACGCUGAAAUAAAACAGGAGUAGAACGGACUUUGGGCAGUUUGAUCGGCACAGAAUAAAAUGACGAUGGUGGAACUAGCUAGCGUGCUAAUUGGCCAGCUGUGAGCAAGUUAACAAGCUAGCAUGCUAACUAGCCAGCUGUGAGCAAGUUAACAAGCUAGCGUGCUAACUAACCAGCUCGAGCUAGCGUGCUAAUUCUACCAAUGCGUUGAUGCUACACUGGGACGAGAGGGACGAUGAAGCGUGAGGUCCGUUGGAGAUGAGCCGGUCCUGAUCAGAAUCAAUCACAAU
Messenger RNA from Cyclopterus lumpus (lumpfish), 2974 nucleotides. It is a transcript of the gene gpr37l1b, whose product is annotated as G protein-coupled receptor 37 like 1b. The transcript has 4 exons. Gene Ontology annotation, biological process: positive regulation of MAPK cascade; adenylate cyclase-inhibiting G protein-coupled receptor signaling pathway. Gene Ontology annotation, cellular component: signaling receptor complex; plasma membrane. The record is from RefSeq and is a predicted model, not a curated record. Gene Ontology annotation, molecular function: G protein-coupled peptide receptor activity. Bases 822 to 2363 code for a protein of 513 amino acids. NCBI's taxonomy places the organism in Eukaryota, Metazoa, Chordata, Actinopteri, Perciformes, Cyclopteridae.